This is a messenger RNA of Monoraphidium neglectum, 2076 nucleotides long. RefSeq lists its product as hypothetical. The record is from RefSeq and is a predicted model, not a curated record. NCBI's taxonomy places the organism in Eukaryota, Viridiplantae, Chlorophyta, Chlorophyceae, Sphaeropleales, Selenastraceae. The annotation marks the transcript as partial. Gene Ontology annotation, molecular function: protein serine/threonine phosphatase activity. Gene Ontology annotation, cellular component: cytosol; nucleus. The transcript is spliced from 8 exons. Gene Ontology annotation, biological process: DNA replication initiation; protein dephosphorylation.
AUGAGCAGCAGCAACCAGGACCUGGCCAAGAAGCUUCCGCUGGCCUGCCGCAACACCGCCCUGUCGGCGCAUGACCUCCAGUUCGACUCAUUUGAGCUGCGUUACGGGUACAGCUGGCACCUGAGUGCCGCCGACUGCGUGCACGCCCUGACGGGCUUGCUCGUGCGCCACACCAAGAUCGGCGGCGCGGGCCCCGGCAGCGGCGCGGGCGGCGGCGGAGGGGCUGGCGCGGACGCGGCCGGCGGCGGCAGGGAGCAAGGCCCAGAGGACGUGCGGGAAGAGCAGGCGGCGGCCGCACGGGACGAUUUCUGGGCGGCGCUCGAGGCUCUGGACGUGUCCACGCCACGCUCCAUGAAGCUGCUCAAGGAGGGCAUCGACGAGGCCAAGGCGCUGCAGCUGGCGGUCAUCAAGGACGGCGGCCUGAUGAUCACACGGCGGCAGCUGGAGGCCAACCCUGCUCACCACAUGCAGGAGCUCAACCUGCAGGCAAUUCGGCCCACCAACAGUGACCGCUUUCGCCACCCGCUGGCGCUGCUGCGCCUGGCCACCUUUGUGCGCGACGCGGCCGACGUGGCACGCACGGCUCGAAAGAGCAAGUGGCCGAUGGCGGUGGUGGGGCCGGACGAUGGCAGUGGCUACUGCUGUGUCAUUGGCAUACGGCACAAACAGCUGCCAAAGCAGCCGCAGUACAACGUGUUUGGCACCACAUUUCAGCAGGUCCUGCAGGAGGAAGCCGACGCCCUUAAAUGGGACCAGGAGCGUGACGGCUUUGACGCCGCGGUGGUUUUCGUGCACAAGGACAGCGUGCCCACGUUCAUGACCGAGCUGAAGAUCCGUCUGGGCCAGCAGGCGCGGGAGAGCGCAGAGGCAGCGGGAGCAGAGGCAGCAGCAGCAGAGGCGGCGGCGGCGGCGGCGGCAGCGGCGGGCGCGCAGGAUGGAAAGCGAAAGGGCAAGCAUCGGCGGCGCGAGGGGGAGUUGCCACCAGACAGUGGUGGCGGCGUGUUUGACGGACAUGGAGGCAAGGAGGUGGCAGAGUUUGCGCAAGAGCACCUGCACCUCCAUUUUCUGUGCGCGCUCACCGAGUCUGGCGCCACCGGCGCCGCUGAAGCGCUCGGCAGCAGCGGCAGCAGCCGGGCCUCUGGCGGCCACAGUCGCGGCAGCAGCGGCAGCGUGUUCGGCCCGUGCCUGCCUGACACAGACGACAGCGACGCCACCAGCAGCACCAGCGGCUGCGCAUUCUGCGACGCCGCCGCCGCCGGCAUCGGCGCGCCCGCCGCGCUGCCGCCGCCGCCACUGCCCCCGCUGCAUCCGGCGACGACCGCCGCGGCGGCCGCCGCGCGGGCACUCACAGCGGCCGCGGCGCCCCCGCACGCGGACGCGUCGUCCUACUCGAGCCCUCUGCUCGGCAGCUGCCCGCCGAGCCCCAGCGCGAGCAGCCAGGCGUCUGACCGGCGUGGCGAGGCGGUCGGACGCGCGCUGCGGCAGGCGUUCAUGCGUACCGACCGCGAUCUGGCCGGCACAGAGGUCGGCGAGUUGGUGGGCAGCACGGCGGUCGUGGCGGUGAUCGGGCGCGGCGAGGUGCACCUGGCGCACUGCGGCGACAGCCGGGCGGUGCUGUGCCGCAAGGGCGCGGCGAUAUCGCUCACCACCGACCACAAGCCAGACCGCUCAGACGAGGCGGCGCGCGUCAAGGCGUCGGGCGGCCGCGUGGUGUUCAAGGCCGGCACGCACCGCGUGAUGGGGCUGCUGGCCAUGAGCCGCGCGCUGGGGGACCACUUCCUGCGGCCUUACGUCAUCGCCGACCCCGAGAUCACCAGCUUCCAGCGCAGCAGCGACGACGAGCUGCUUAUCCUGGCCACGGACGGCUUGUGGGACGUGUUUGCCGCCCAGGAGGCCGUCAACCUCGCCCUCCGCUCAGCGCAGCGCGCGCGCGCGCGCGGCGCCUCGCGCACCGCCGCGUGCCGCGUCGCGUCGGGCGUGCUGAUGCGCGCCGCCGUGACGCGCGGCAGCCGGGACAACAUCACCGUGGUGGUGGUUGAUCUGAAGCAGGAGCACGGGCCGCCAAGUUUGGCCGCG